Messenger RNA from Syngnathoides biaculeatus (alligator pipefish), 9258 nucleotides. RefSeq names its product notch receptor 3 (gene notch3). Gene Ontology annotation, molecular function: Notch binding; calcium ion binding; signaling receptor activity. The coding region runs from base 524 to 7807 and encodes 2427 amino acids. Gene Ontology annotation, biological process: multicellular organism development; regulation of developmental process; Notch signaling pathway. Gene Ontology annotation, cellular component: membrane. Lineage: Eukaryota; Metazoa; Chordata; Actinopteri; Syngnathiformes; Syngnathidae. The record is from RefSeq and is a predicted model, not a curated record. The transcript is spliced from 33 exons.
CCCAAAAAGUUCCACACUAGUACUUAGCAUUAAACGAAAAGGAAUUGUAUAGGCUACAGCUCAGCCGCGACCCUCGUGGGGAUACACGGCACAGAAUAUGAAUGGAUAAUUGAUAAUGGGACCAAUAAAACUUAGUUUUCCAGUAAGCGCGGUGGGGGUCGAGAGAGAGCGAGAGAGAGCAAAGGAGAGAGUAGAAGGGAGGCGGAGUGUGUUCAGUGUGCUGCUGCCGUCUCCCACCGUGCAGCCAAAGUUUUCCAAGGAAUCUCAGUCGAGGACGAACCGCGGUGGCUGAGCUGCGGAGGAGGACUUUUUCUUUCUUUUUCUCUCGUUCUCUCUCCUCUCUCUUUUACGGGACUUAACGCGACUCCCUUCCCGGUCGACUUUAUGACAAAAGUUCGCAUCGCGGCCACCGCACUCCGGAGCUUUUUCGCCUCAAUUUGAAUCCCCCGAAGGAUGUAUUUGGACUGAAAGAGCACCACUAAGUGCUGGGAAGUUUGUUUGUUUUUUGUUUUUUUCCACCGAAAUGGAAGGGAAUAUUCCGUGGAUUAUUUUGUCUUUUUUAUUGUUCAUGCAUCUUUGUGAAGGUUUUCGUUGCAUUGAUAAAUACAGGCCGUGUGAAAACGGAGGGACAUGCAUAGAAUCACCCUCCCGAUGCAUAUGUCGUCCAGGAUUCAUCGGUCCGCUGUGUCAGCACCAGGAUCCCUGCCAUCGAUCACCGUGUCUUAACGGGGCCGCUUGCAAGAGCCAAGUGGUCAACGGUAUCCCGCAGUACAGCUGCGUGUGCCAGAGGGGGUUCAGAGGCCAAGACUGCUCGCUCAUCGACGCCUGCGCCACGAGUCCGUGUGCCAAUGGCGCCCGCUGCGCCAACUGGAAUAACCACUACAACUGCUCCUGCCCGCCCGGGUUCCAGGGAAAGAAUUGCCGCAGCGACGUGGACGAGUGCCGCAAGCCCGGCGCUUGCCUCAACGCCGGCCUCUGCGUCAACACCCACGGCUCCUUCCGCUGCCAGUGCCCGCCCAGCUACAGCGGGCGCAAUUGUGAGGUGUCCACCCAGCCCUGCGCCCCCUCGCAGUGCCUCAACGGCGGGACCUGUCGCCAGAUCAGCGACCAUUCCUACGAAUGUGCAUGUCUGCCUGGCUUUGAGGGGCACAACUGCGAGAGUAAUGUGGACGACUGCCUGGCCCACAAGUGCAUGAAUGGAGGCAAAUGCGUGGAUGGAGUCAACACGUACAAUUGCCAGUGUCCACCCGAAUGGACAGGCCAGUACUGCGCCGAGGACGUCAACGAGUGUCUCAUGCAGCCAAACGCCUGCCACAACGGCGGGACCUGCUUCAACACCAUCGGGGGUCACACGUGCGUCUGCGUCAACGGCUGGACGGGCGACGACUGCAGCGAGAACAUCGACGACUGCGCCAUCGCCGUUUGCUUCAACGGGGCCACGUGCCACGACCGAGUGGCGUCCUUCUUCUGCGAGUGCCCGGUCGGAAAGACGGGUUUGCUGUGCCACCUGGAGGACGCGUGCGUCAGCAACCCCUGCAACGAGGGAGCCGUGUGCGACACCAACCCCCUGAACGGCCGCGCCAUUUGCACCUGCCCCGCCGGCUUUGUGGGAGGCGCCUGUAACCAGGACAUGGACGAGUGCGGCAUCGGUGCGAACCCGUGCGAGCACUCUGGGAAGUGCGCCAACACCGUGGGCUCGUUCCAGUGCGAAUGCGGGCGAGGAUACGCGGGGCCGCGUUGCGAGAUCGACAUCAACGAAUGCCUGUCCAUGCCCUGUCAAAACGACGCCACUUGCCUCGACCGCAUCGGGGAGUUCACCUGCAUCUGCAUGCCAGGCUACAUGGGGACCUACUGUGAGACCGACAUAGACGACUGCGAGAGCAACCCGUGUGUGAACGACGGAAUCUGUCGGGACAUGGUCAACGGCUUCACGUGCACCUGCCAACCCGGCUUCAAGGGCACCAUGUGCCAGAUCGACGUCGACGAGUGUGCCAGUACGCCCUGCCAGAACGGCGCCAAGUGCUACGACCGCCCCAACGGCUUCGAGUGCCACUGUGCCGAAGGAUACGAGGGCACACUCUGCGAGAGCAACAUCAACAACUGCCAGCCCGACCCGUGCCACCACGGCACGUGCGUGGACGGCAUCGCCAGUUACACGUGCAACUGCGACGCCGGCUACACGGGCUACCGCUGCGAGAACCAGCUCAACGAGUGCCACAGCAACCCUUGCCAGAACGGCGGCAAGUGCGUGGACCUGGUCAACAAGUACAUCUGCCAGUGCCAGCACGGCACGUCAGGCACCAACUGCGAGAUCAAUUUUGACGACUGCGCCAGCAACCCGUGCGAUUUCGGCAUCUGCAAAGACGGCAUCAACCGCUACGACUGCGUUUGCAAGCCCGGCUUCACCGGUCCCAAGUGCAACGUGGAGAUAGACGAGUGCGCGUCGAGCCCCUGUCGCAACGGCGGGACCUGCGUGGACGAGGAGAACGGCUUCCACUGCCAGUGCCCCGAGGGAUUCAAGCCCCCGUACUGUUACUCGCAGGUGGACGAGUGCGGCAGCAGCCCCUGCGUCCACGGCGCGUGCAGGGAUGACCUCAACGGUUACCGCUGUGACUGCGAGCCAGGCUGGGUGGGAAAGAACUGCGACCUGGACAGGAACGACUGUUUGCCGAGCCCCUGCCAGAACGCCGGAACCUGCAUCGACCAGCUCAACGGCUUCACCUGCAAGUGUCGCCAGGGCUUCAGAGGUAACCUCUGCCAGGUGAACAUCAACGAGUGCGCGUCCAGCCCUUGCCUGAAUAAAGGCACCUGCGUGGACGGCGUGGCCAGCUUCACCUGCCUGUGCGAGCUUCCCUACAGCGGACCCACGUGCGCCGAAGUGCUCACCCCGUGCUCCCCCAACCCUUGCGCCAAUCAGGCCGUCUGCACCCACACGCCGGAUUACCUGGGCUACCAGUGCAAGUGCCAGCCCGGUUGGCAAGGGCAAGUGUGCAACAGAGAUGUGAACGAGUGCCUCUCCAAUCCGUGCAAGAACCGCGGAACCUGCGCCAACACACUCGGGUCCUUUGCGUGCUCCUGCAGGCCCGGCUUCACGGGCCCCACCUGCGACACGGACAUCGACGACUGCUCCCCGAAUCCGUGCCUGAGCGGAGGAUCGUGUACGGACAGCGUCAACUCCUUCCACUGUAGCUGCCUGCCGGGCUUCACCGGGCCCCGCUGCGCCCUGGAGAUCAACGAGUGCCAGAGCCUGCCCUGCAAGAACGGCGGCACGUGCACGGACUACGUCAACUCCUACACGUGCACCUGCAGGCCCGGCUUCACCGGCAUCCACUGCGAAACCAACGUACCGGAUUGCACGGAAAGCUCGUGCUUCAACGGGGGGACGUGCACAGACAAGAUCAACGGCUACUCGUGCACGUGCCGCUCGGGCUUCACCGGCUCGCACUGCCAGUACGAGGUCAACGAGUGCGACUCGCAGCCUUGCCUCAACGGGGGUCUCUGCCAGGAUGCCCUGGAGUCCUUCCGCUGCACCUGCCCCAAAGGCUACGCCGGCACGCGCUGUCAGACACCGGUUGACUGGUGCAGGCGCUCGUCUCCCUGCCAGAACGGCGGACGCUGCCGUCAAAAAGACUCGUCGUACGUCUGCGAGUGCGCUCACGGCUGGUCCGGACGUUACUGCGACAUUCCCACCGUCUCCUGCGAGACGGCGGCUCGCCAAAGAGGGCUCCAGACGGACGAGCUCUGCCACCACGGCGGCCAUUGCGUCAACGCGGGCAACGCGCACUACUGCAAGUGUCCCGGCGACUACACGGGCAGCUACUGCGAGAGUCAAGUGGACCAAUGCGAAGACAAACCCUGCCGGAAUGGCGCCACCUGCAGGGGAUAUGUCGGAGGAUAUCAGUGCGACUGCAUGCCAGGCUUUACCGGUCGGAACUGCGAACUGGAAAUCAACGAGUGCCAGUCUCACCCUUGCCAGAAUGGAGGCACGUGCAUCGACCUCGUCGGGCAUUACAUCUGCUCCUGUCCUCCCGGCACUUUAGGCGUCCUCUGCGAGAUCAACGAAGACGACUGCGCUCCACCCAUGAGGCUUCGCGGCGGCCCCUCCAAGUGCCUCAACAACGGCACCUGCGUGGACCGGGUGGGGGGCUACCGCUGCAACUGCCCUCCCGGGUUUACCGGCGAGCGGUGCGAGGGGGACAUCAACGAGUGUCUCUCCAACCCCUGCAGCCCCUCCAACAGCUUGGACUGCAUCCAGAUGCCCAACGACUACCAGUGCGUCUGCAAGGCCGGCUUCACAGGUCGAAGGUGCCAAAACCGGUUCAGCGCUUGUGAGUCUCAGCCUUGUCAGAACGGAGGGGCGUGCUCCGCAUCCAGUUCUGUCCUUGGCUACACGUGUACAUGUCAGCUAGGUUACACAGGGCCCAACUGCGAGCGAAGCAUGUCCUGCCGCGAGCUGUCUUGCUACAACGGCGGAAGCUGCACCCUCACCACGCGGGGGGCUCGCUGCACCUGCCCGCCCGGUUACGGCGGUCCGCAGUGCGCCCACCGCAGCAACGAGGGCUGCUCCUCGCAGCCCUGCCGCAACGGCGGCCUGUGCACCGAGGAGACGGCGUUCCCGUUCUUCCACUGUCAGUGCCACAGCGGCUGGACGGGCAAACGGUGCGAGCAAGCCGGCCGCGUCAACGAGAGCCCGGCCCUGGCGUGCCCGCUGGCCGACUGCCACGGCAAGGCCAACGACGGCGUGUGCGACAAAGAGUGCAGCACGCUGGCUUGCCGCUGGGACGGCGGCGACUGUUCUUUGGCGGUCAACCCGUGGGCCCGGUGUUCGGACUCUCGCUGCUGGCGGGUCUUUAACAACAGCCAGUGCGACGAGUCGUGCAACAACGCUGACUGUCUCUAUGACAACUUUGACUGCAAAAGCAAGGAGAAAGUUUGCAAUCCCAUCUAUGAGACCUACUGCAUCGACCACUACGCCGACGGCCUUUGCGACCAAGGCUGCAACACGGAGGAGUGCGGCUGGGACGGCCUGGACUGCGCUCAAAAGGUUCCGGAAGACAUCGUGGACGGUGCCUUGGUUCUGGUGGUGCUGCUGCCCCCGGAGGAGCUGCUGCGCACCAGCACCGCCUUCCUCCUCAAGCUGAGCGCCAUCCUCCACACCACGCUGCGCUUCCGGCUGGACCACAACGGCGAGGCCAUGAUCCGCCCCUACACCCGACGGGAGGCCCGCCUCAAGCGGGAGCUGCAGCCACAGCAGGAGGUCAUCGGCUCCAUAGUGUACCUGGAAAUAGACAACCGCUUGUGCACCAACGACUGCUUCCCGUCGGCCGAGAGCGCCGCGGACUACCUGGGGGCCUUGUCGGCCGUCGAAAUGCUCCGCUUCCCGUACCCCCUCAAAGAAGUCCGAGGAGAAAAGAUUGUGGACGCGGAGGACCCGAUUCCCCAAUGGGGGAAGCUGAUGCUGGUGGGCAUAGCCUCGCUUUUCCUGCUGGUCAUCAUGGUGUUCGGCAUGCUGAUUUCCCGGAGGAAGCGGGAGCACAGCACCCUCUGGUUCCCCGAGGGCUUCUUCCUGAAGAAGGAUCCCAGCAGCAACAAGAACCGCAGGGAGCCCGUGGGCCAGGACGCUCUCGGAAUGAAACAUAUGCCCAAAACUGUUGAAGAGUCUCUUCUUGGAGAUCACAGCGACCAGUGGAUGGACACCGAAUGCCCGGAGCCUAAAAGACUGAAGAUGGAGGAACCAAGCAUGCUAUCAGACGGCGACGACGCCGUGGACUGCCGGCAGUGGACGCAGCACCACCUGGCGGCGGCCGACAUCCGCGUGCCGCCCACCAUGGCGCUCACGCCGCCGCAAGGGGAGUUCGAAAGCGACUGCAUGGACGUGAACGUCCGAGGACCAGACGGUUUCACUCCACUGAUGCUGGCGUCCUUCUGCGGCGGCGGCCUGGAGCCCGAAAUUCCCGAGGACGACGAGAGCGAGGAGUGCUCGGCCAACAUCAUCUCGGACCUCAUCUACCAGGGCGCGUCGCUCGCCGCCCAAACGGACCGCACGGGCGAGACGGCGCUCCACCUGGCCGCCCGCUACGCCCGCGCCGACGCCGCCAAGAGGCUCCUGGACGCCGGGGCGGACGCCAACGCUCAGGACAACACCGGGCGGUCGCCCCUGCACGCCGCCGUGGCUGCGGACGCUCAGGGAGUGUUCCAGAUCCUGAUCCGAAACAGGGCCACAGAUCUUGACUCGCGCAUGUACGACGGCUCCACCGCGCUCAUCCUGGCGGCCCGGCUGGCGGUGGAGGGAAUGGUCGAAGAACUCAUCACUUGCCACGCGGAUGUCAAUGCAGUUGACGAACUGGGUAAAUCCGCCUUACACUGGGCCGCCGCCGUCAACAACGUGGACGCGACUGUUGCCUUGCUCAAGAACGGCGCCAACAAAGACAUGCAAGACCUUAAGGAGGAGACGCCGCUCUUCCUCGCGGCCCGCGAGGGAAGCUGCGAGGCCGUCAAAGUUCUGCUGGCUCACUUUGCCAACCGGGAGAUUACGGACCACAUGGAUCGGCUGCCCAGGGACAUCGCGCAAGAGCGCAUGCACCACGACAUCGUGCAGCUCCUGGACGAGUACAACACCGUGCGGAGCCCCCAGGGCCACGGCGGAGCCGGACUUCACCUCUCCAGCGGGCACACCCUGUCGCCGCUCAUGUGCCCGCCCAGUGCCUUUCUGCCCAGCCUGAAGACCACCCCGCAGGGCAAGAAGAACCGCCGGCCGGGGGCGAAGGGCUCCGGCCUGGGAGGCCAGCACGCCGCCGGUCUGAAGGACUCGGUCAAGGCCCGCAACAAGAAGCUGAGCUUGGACAUGCAGAGCGCCUUGCUGGAGAGCUCGGUCACCCUCUCCCCGGUGGACUCGCUGGACUCGCCUCACGGCGGCGCCAGCAACGCCGGCUACAUCACCAACCCGACGUCCCCGGCGGCCAUGCCGUCGCCGGGGCUCUUCCACUCGUCCAUGUCGGUGCCGAGCACGCCCAUGGUGCACGCCGGCCUGCUGGACGGCGGCGGCCCCUUCGCCGUGUCCCUGGCGCAGCUCAACGACCUGGGCAACGGAGGCCUGUCCCUGCAGGGCCGCGUCUCCGUGCCGCCCGACGUCAGCCGCGGCUACGUGCUGAGCUCGUCCGGCCAGAUGGGGCUGAACGUGGGCCUGGUGAGCCCGGUCAGCGUGCCCUUCGACUGGCAGGCCCGGUUGCCCGCCUCCCAGUGCGGCCAGCAGGUGGUCAACCUGGUGCACCCGCCGCAGCAGAGCAUGCUGAUGCACCAGCAGCACAUGUACCGCGGCGCCAUGCUGCAACCGACGCCCGUCACCUCCACGCCCAGCGUCAGCCCGGUCAAGCUGCCCUCCAUCGCCGAGCAGCAGAUCAUGAGCCACCCCAUGAGCGGGCAGCAGAGUCUGGCCCGCAUGGCCUCGUCCACGCCGCCCACGCCGCAAACGUCGCAAGCCCCGCUGCCUUUCUUCCAGCAGCCCCCGCCGGGCGUCGCCCAACCCGCGGCCCCGCAGCCCGGCCCCGCCGAGGAUUACCCCACCCCGCCCUCGCAGCACAGCUACACGUCGGCGCUCGACGCCACGCCCAAGCAUUACCUGCACCUGCCCGCCGAGCACCCCUACCUGACCCCCUCGCCCGAGUCGCCCGAGCCCUGGUCCAGCCCCUCCCCCCAGUGCGUGUCCGACUGGUCGGACUCCACGCCCAGCCCGGCCGUCGCCGGCUCCGCCCAGACCCAGAUUCCCAAAAACCCCGAGGCCAACAAAAAGAUGCAGGUGUUUUCUUGAAGAUGCCGUUUUGCGUCCGCCUGUUUCCAAGAUUUUAUAUUGGAUUUUCGAUUGACUUGUUAUUAACGCCGAGGACCGCCCGCCCGGGCGGGCGUCUCUCGGGUCACUGUAAAAGGGAAAAACGUGUGUUGUCUGGGAAAAAACAGCAGACAAUUGAAUGAAGUAAUUCUGUCACAGAUGGACUUUAUUAUUAAAAAAAAAAGAAAAAAAAAAUGUAUAUGAAGCCAACCAAGUCUUUUAUUUGAAAAGACUUUGGGGUACUCGCCUGAAAACUAACCAACAUUUAAAAAGUAGAUCAAAUCUGAAGGGGAAUCGUUUAUUUUUAUUUAUUGUUUGUAUUUUUUGUAGCUAUUUUUUUUGUCCUAGUUUCACACGAAAAAAAAAAAAACCCGAAAAGCGCCAACUUCUUAACUAAUUUAAUUUAUCCGUUCCGUCGCUCUGCCAGCGUGGCGACGCCCCCCUCCCCCAACCCCCCCCCCCCCCCCCGAUUGGAUACAUUUAUGCUUUUUUCGUUAGCGUUAUUAAGAAUGUAGACGAAUUUUGUCCGAAGCACUUCAAGUGGUGACUGGCCAAAUGAACCACACGGCGGAUAUUUAUAUGACGGGAGUGGAAUUGAAUUUUUUUUUUUUUUUUUAAAUGAUGGCCUCUUUAAAAAAAACAAAAAAUUCCACCUCUGAUUCAUUUUUAUGUAGUUUUUCUCGUCAUCAUUUCAACUUUUCGCCUUUAAAAUCAGCCUCUCACUGCCUUUUUUUUUUUUUUAUAAAAAUGCUUGUUUCAUUUUUUUUAAUACAUUCCUUAUCCUAGUUUCACCUCAGAUUUACUAAAAUAUGCUCGCCAGCUGCUAUUUUUUUUUCCUCCAUCAUUCCACACGGCAAGUUUCAAUAUAUACAUAUUUUUUUAAUUUCCUGCCGUUUAUCGAGCAUCUACCGUGCUGAACGUACAUUCUUAGAGGAUUGUCGCGAGGGACGCUACCGUGUAGUGCUGCACCUUUUCGCUCCCCAAGAUGGACGACGCGCUCGCUUUGAGAUUCGAUCAAAAAUGAAAAAAAUGACAGUUUCAUAAUCGCCGUAACCGUAUUGUGAACGCGAGUGGCACGCCACACCUGUAGAAACUACUACUUCUGCUACUACUAGUCGUUGUUUAUCGUUGUCUCCCGUUCACGUUUGUUCACGAGUUCCGCUGCGACUCGACCGAAAACUUUUGUUUCGGUUCGAUUCAUUUUUUUGGACAUGUUUUAUAAAUAUAUAUAUGGCGUGACUUACCUGCCGGUUUUCCCCUCCCAGGUCGCACUGAGUGUUUGUACAUUUCGACUUUUUAACGUUUUCUGUGUGUACAUACAGUAUGUUUUGUUCCUGGGUAGUUCUUUUUUUUGCUUGAAAAGUCUGAUGUUUCUAAAAUGGCUAUGUACUAAAAAAAAAAGACAAAAAUAAAAUGUACUUCAUUUAGCAUAA